GGUUUGUUUUUCGCUGUAGCUGUGUUUACUUAUCGUGAACUUAUGGGCUCUCUAAGUCGGCGGAUGUUUAUUGUUAAGAAACUCGUAUUAGUGCCUAUGGUAUGUGUUUAGGGUAAAAGUGACUAAGAGAUCGUUAAAUUUUUUGAGUUGAAAAGACACGGCAGCAAAGUGGCGGGUUUCUCCGGAAAGCACUGGAAGAUGAUUUUAAGAAUAAUCACCGCGACUACCCUGCUAGCAACAACUUGUUCAGUGGUGCCUCCGUGUAAGAAAAAUGAGUUCCAAUGUCUCAGUGGCAAAUGCAUCGGAACCCAUAAGUACUGCAACGGUUUAGUGGACUGUGACGAUGCUAGUGACGAAAUAUCCAACUGUUCUCCUUGCAAUAUUUCAUAUUACGGAUUAACAGGCCGCACUUAUCAGCUCGAAGUGAAAAAGCCUCCCGAUUUGCCCUUUUUGUGCUUCUUAAACUUCACAGCCGGAGGAGGGAUGCUUGGGGAUCUAGUACAACUCUCCUUUGAAUCAUUCUCCAUAGGGACUUUCGAAUCCUUCACAAUCUCCGGAUGUCCCGAGGGAUACAUCCAGAUCCAAGAGACCAACAAGCCGUUCUCUGGAGGAAAAUGGUGCGGAAGCGCCUGGGGGUACACGGUAUAUUACAGCGAAACUACCAGCAUUAAUCUGACUUUGGUACUGGAUAAGGCUUCACAACAGGAAAAUUCCGGGCCCAGUUUCGAGUUCAAACUUUCCUACAAGUUUUUGAAAUUGUCAGAUGCUAAGCUACGAUAUGGGAACCAGACGCAGAGAACUUAUAGAGGGAAACUCAGUAGCGGCAGUUACUGCGAUCGACUUUUGGAAGGGUGUUCGCGAAGAAACUGUAAAAUCCAAUCCCCGAAUUAUCCGGGGGUGUAUCCGAGAAAUGUCACGUGCCACUACAGGGUGAGGGAGAAAAACGUGCCACAAGAUAAACACGCCCUUAUCGUCCUUAGACCGUCGAACUAUCACUACAGAGAGACUAAGCAGGGUGCUAAGUUCGAAAAUACCGAUAAAAUGUUAAGGAUAUGGGACCAGUGUAGCACGAUCCAGGACUACAUAGAAAUAUACGACGGAUGGGGCGCGACCUCGACCUCCCUGGCACAUCUAUGUAGCGGGGAAAAUAUUCCAGAAAUAAUUAGCAGCGGUCCAGAAUUAUUACUGAAAUUCUACACGUCUCCGUAUGGAAACCCUUUUCAUCCUUUACCGUUAAGUAAAUUGCCCGGAUUCGAGUUGGAGGUAGAGGUGCUUUUUGUGAACAAGGACUCGCCGACUUACGUGGAGCAAAAUAAGAAGUGCGAUUUUUUAAUCACUUCGUUUGAUAGUAUCACCGGGAUACUUCAGAGUCCUUUGCACUCGUUACCCUCAAAUACUACGUGUCAUUACCAUUUAAGGGGUCACCCAAAAGACAUUAUCUGGGUAUCCUUCUUAAAAUACCACAUAGGCAACGAGAAGAUCAACGAUUAUAACGCCUUAGGGUGCGACGUGCAAUUGCAAAUAUGGGACGGUGAUAUUAAGACGAAAAGUGCGGUACAACUGAUGGGGCAGUUUUGUAAAGACGAUAAACCGAAACUGUGCGAUCAUGCCUUGCUGAAUAAUUCGUCGAGACUUACGAGACCUUGCAGCCUGGCCGAGAGCUACGUGAGUACCAACUCAGACCUAACCAUAACUCACACGACAAAAUACGGCACCGUACUCUAUCCGGUACAGUUCAGUUUAAAAUAUGAAUUUAUCGAUUUGAACCAGGAAGGGUUACAAAUGAACCGGAACCCUUGCGAUCGACUAUUCACCCAGCAGAAGGGCAGAUUUUACUCGCCGAAGAUCACUUUUUUAUUCGGCAGAGGUGGACAGAAGGACUUGAAUUGUUUGUAUCAGUUCGAGACCGUUGAGCCUCAGAAUUUGAGAUUGGUAUUUAAUAGGGUGGGGUUUGGUAGGAAGGAGUGUCUUACAGAGUUCAAUCCAGAAGUUAAUCGAUGGCAGUGCUACUCGAAAUCCAUCCUGAAUGGUAGAUCAACAAUAACCAUUUCCGAAUAUCCAUGGAUGGACGUGGAACUUAAGAGGCAUUGCUUGUGCAGCAACGUCACAGAGGCCCCGUUUGUUAUCUUACUAAGGUCAGCACUGAAAGUCGUUGUUAAAUUUACAGUAACCAAUAUGGCUAACACUGAGGAUUAUAACAGUUACUUCUUCGAUGCCACUUAUGAAUUCUUACCGUCAGAUGACAAUAACUGCUACAAUCCGUGGAAAACUAGAAGACUUAGAGGAUCAAGUGGAGAAGUUAGUAUCGGAACUGAAAAAGAUAUUUUGGAUAAUUUCAAUGAAGCCACAACAAACAGUUUCAACCAAACUGUUAGGUACUGCCUGCACCAGCCUUGGCUCAUAGAACCCGAGGAGGAUUGCAAUUUUAUUUAUCUGAAAGUAAAAGGGUCUGAACGGAGGGACUCGAGACUUUGUCCAAGCAAAAAUCGGAUCCUGAUUUAUCCGGCGGGACAUGCGGAGGACAUGCACGUGAUUUGUCCGGAUUUUGGCGGUUUCGACGAUGAAGUCGAGCUGUUUUCUGAGGGAUGGAGCAGGUUUAAUUAUAAUAAGUUGGAAAACAGGAAUACGAGAAGUUUCGUAAUAGAGUUCUUGAAAAGGGAACCGGGAAGCUUUAUGAUAACGUGGAUGGAAAUUUCGAAAAAUCCCGCGUUAGCUCUACCUAGUUCCUUUCUGGCUAUACGACCGCCUGACUGUCCACACAGUUGUCCAGAACUGGGUGCGUGCAUAAGCUCGAAACUCUGGUGCGACGGUCUACCCCACUGUCCAUCCGGAAACGACGAGCAAGACUCCAACUGCGCGGUCGCUUCCAGUUUCCUCUAUGCGCACCUGAACUCCAUAGCGUUGGGUGCUAUAGCUUGCGUGAUAACCGCCACAGUUGUGAUAGUGAUCGUUGUGAUAGUGAGAGGAUGGCGGAGGGACCAGAGAAAUGUGAUAGUGUCAGUGACAGAACAUACGUUUUUGGAAUUUAAAAGCGGUCUGUGUUAAAAAGGGAAUUAUGGAUUAAGUUUUUGAAUUGUUUUGUAUAUAUAUGUCAUUUUUUAUUAUAUUUAGAGAAAUUACGGUAAAAUCAUAAUCUCGAUCAAGAGAUGAUGUAAGUGGAUAUUCCUGGAAUAUUUCAAUUAUAUAGAUCAGAGUAUUUGAAGUAUAAACACGAUAAAUAUUUCCCAAAAAUAUUUGUUACAGACGUUAACUUGAAAGAAUAGCUCAUGCUCUAUAAUACUACUUAUUGCACUUUUCCUUUAGGUCAAAUAAUUUUCGAGAUAUUUCGACUUUACUGGCUUGGCAGUUGGAUGCCUGACUUGCCGAGCACAUUGUUGCCCAAUAUCUCCUUAACUGUUGGGUUUAUGAAAAAGUGUCUAAAGAGCAAUUUAAAAGAAUGGCUCAUGUUCUAUAAUAUUGCUUAUUAGCAUUUUUCCUAUAGAUCAAAUAGUUCUUGAGAUAUUUUGACUUAAACAUCUUGGUAGUUAGGUGUCUGACUUGCCGAGCCCAUUUUUCGCCAAUAUCUCCUUAACUGUUGAGUUUAUCAAAAAGUGUCUAAAGAUCAAUUUGAAAGAAUGGCUCAUGUUCUAUAAUAUUGUUUAUUAGCAUUUUUCUUAUAAGUCAAAUAGUUUUUGAAAUAUUUGGACUUAAGUGGCUUAGUAGUUAGUUGCCUAAUUUGCCCAGUCCAUUUUUGCCCAAUAUCUCCGUAACUGUUGAGUUUAUGAAAAAAUGUCUAAAGAUCAAUUGAAAGAAUGGUUCAUGCCUCAUGGUCUAUAAUAUUGCUUAUUAGCAUUUUUCCUAUAGGUCAAAUAGUUCUUGAGAUAUUUUGACUUAAACAUCUUGGUAGUUGGGUGCCUGACUUGCCGAGCCCAUUUUUGGCCAAUAUCUCCUUAACUGUUGGGUUUAUGAAAAAGUGUCUAAAGAUCAAUUUGAAAGAAUGGCUCAUGUUCUAUAAUAUUGUUUAUUAGCAUUUUUCUUAUAAGUCAAAUAGUUUUUGAAGUAUUUGGACUUAAGUGGCUUGGUAGUUAGUUGCCUAAUUUGCCCAGUCCAUUUUUGCCCAAUAUCUCCUUAACUGUUGAGUUUAUCAAAAAGUGUCUAAAGAUCAAUUUGAAAGAAUGACUCAUGUUCUAUAAUAUUGCUUAUUAUCACUUUUCUUAUAACUCAAAUAGUUUUUGAGAUAUUUCGACUUAAAUGUCUUGGCAGUUGAGUGUCUGACUUGCCGAGUACACUUUUGGCUAAUAUCUCCAGAAUUAUUCCUUGAAUAUUUCCUGAGAUAUUCCGCAUACAUCUAUGUACAAGUUUCUAUUGUUUACACAAAUAUUCCUGGAAUAUAUUUUUUUAUUUUUAUGUAGUACUGUUGUAGUUUUUCUAUAUAAUCUCUAGUAAUGUAAACAUCUUUGGCAGACAAUCUAUUAAAUACGUAAGAUACAAAAAAAACCUAAUAAUAUGUUGACUGAUGUAAAUUAAAUGUUUAUUUGUACAGAAUUAAUAUAUUAAGUAAGGAUUGUAGUUAAAUUAAUAGCUUAUCUUGAUGAUAUCUAUGUCGAAUAUUAAUUAAAGAAUUAUUUACGGUUAGGAACACUUCCCAUCAUAGUUUAAUUAUAUAAUUAAGUCUCAUAAAGCUUUGUUUUGACCCUGAACGUUUUAAUCUAAGAAAAACAUCAUUUUUAAAAUCAAUUUGUUCAUUUAUUUGUUUAUUGAAACACUCUAUAUGUAUUUGUCCAAAUUCGAGCUUAAUGACAUUUAAAUAAAUGACCUACCUACCUUUGUCUGACACGUGAUUAGGCUCGAACUAAAUAUUUCCGAGACUCCCUGUAUAUAUACUAAACCUUCCUAUUUACCAAUAGAUUAACAUAACAAUAUAGAAAAUUCGCAAAGCAAUAAAUUUGUAAAUUAAAUUCGCUAUUUAACGGUGGUUGAUAAGUUAUACAGUAUUAUGAAAUGAAGCAUUAUUAAUUGACUGACAAUAUUUAAUAAAAUGUUAUAAAUGAAAUGUAAAUAAAUUUAGCGUUUUUAUAAAUAAAUUGAGAUAUUA
Anthonomus grandis grandis is the source of this 5074-nucleotide messenger RNA. RefSeq lists its product as uncharacterized. Bases 199 to 3045 code for a protein of 948 amino acids. Gene Ontology annotation, molecular function: protein binding. NCBI's taxonomy places the organism in Eukaryota, Metazoa, Arthropoda, Insecta, Coleoptera, Curculionidae. Gene Ontology annotation, cellular component: plasma membrane. The transcript has 15 exons. The record is from RefSeq and is a predicted model, not a curated record.